Molecule: messenger RNA, 1060 nt
Organism: Tripterygium wilfordii
Lineage: Eukaryota; Viridiplantae; Streptophyta; Magnoliopsida; Celastrales; Celastraceae
Product: macro domain-containing protein VPA0103-like
Exons: 7
Coding region: 22-807 (261 amino acids)
Source: RefSeq, a predicted model, not a curated record
AGAGACGACGCAGAUCGAAGGAUGAUCUGUGGAGGCUACAGCCACCCAAUUCUCCGGAAAGCUUCAGUCUUGAUAAGCAAGAGUAGGACCCAAAGUUACUGUACGGUCAUAUCCUCCUCUUACUCAAAACCUAGAACUAACGUAGCUCCUCGCCAUCUCAAGCUACCCUCUUCUUGGUUUCCGUCAUCGGUGAUCUUCAUGUCGUCGACAUCAGCUGCUGCCGGAAUGUCUACGGCGUCGUUUGAUGGGAAUCGUUUCCAGCUCUCUCCCUCGUCCGUUCUCAAAAUCGAGAAGGGAGACAUCACGCAGUGGUUUGUCGAUGGGUCCUCUGAUGCUAUUGUUAAUCCUGCAAAUGAGCGAAUGCUUGGAGGGGGAGGCGCUGAUGGGGCCAUACAUAGGGCUGCUGGACCUGAACUCAAAGAAGCAUGCUAUAAAGUCCUAGAAGUUCGACCUGGUAUCCGCUGCCCUACAGGAGAAGCAAGGAUUACCCCAGGUUUUAAGUUGCCAGUAUCUCAUGUGAUUCAUACUGUUGGCCCUAUCUAUGAUGUUGAUCCAAACCCUAAAGCCUCAUUGACUAAUACAUACAGGAACAGCUUGGUUGUGGCCAAAGACAACAAGAUUCAAUACAUUGCUUUUCCUGCCAUAUCCUGUGGUGUUUAUGGGUAUCCUUAUGAGGAAGCUGCCUCAGUUGCAAUAUCUACACUCAAAGAAUUUGCAGAUGGCAUUAAAGAGGUCCAUUUUGUUCUGUUUUCAGACGACAUUUAUGAAGCUUGGUUGAAGGCGGCGAAGGAAUUACUCCAAGUUUAGCAUGGAAAUCUAGAAUUUUAGUUGGCUCUCUUCAUCACUAAGUUGCGACUUGCAAGCAUGUAGAGCCAUUCAAGUUGUCGGACUUAUUAUAUUAUGGGUUUAUACCCAUAUUUUCAUGGCAAUAAAUCGAAUGGUUGAUGGAAUCCAUGGAAAUGGUAGAUUAUGAGUGUCAUAACUAUGGUUGCUUCUACUUGUAAAUAUAGCAGUAAUCGAAUGGUUGAUGGAAUCCAUGUAAAUGGUAGAUUAUGAGUGU